GGUUUGCGCACACAUCCCGAGACCAGAGACCGAGGCUCGCCUUUAACAAUUCAUUGGCAGCCAGUGAAGGAAGAAGCAGAACGAGAUAGAGAGUAAUCCAUUUGCCAUAUUUUUGCAGUAAUUGAAUUGCAACAGCACCGCAAUCUAGUUAUAAAAGUCAUUUCGUGUGCUAAAUAAAAAGUAAUAAAACGAAUAGAUACAAGUGCAUAUACAGAUUGGUGAUAUACUCGAGCCCACAACUCUACGGAAAUCGACCACAAAAGCGGAAGGUGUUGGGCUGCUUCUGAUUUUAAAAAUAUAUAACAAAAAAUCGACAAAGAGGAACAUGGCCCAGUUGAGGACUUCCGACGGCUGCGGGACACACAGCAUUGUUCUUUUGCUGCUCCUAUUCCUGUGCAGCAGUCAGGCGGCAACCAUGGCCAACAAUAAUGAGUUGGCGGCCACAGGUUUGUCUGACCAAGUGGUUGACCAACUUGGCGACAAUGAUCUCUACAAUAGCAAACGCGCUUGGCAAUCACUGCAGAGUUCUUGGGGCAAGAGAUCUGGCGAUCCAGCUGCCUUGGAUGUGGAUGACGCCAUUUAUAUGACGGGACACUUUGUGCCCUUGGUCAUAACCGACGGCACCAACACCAUGGAUUGGAACACCUUUGAGCGCGUGGCAAGUGGCAACAAUCCGGAGCAACAGCAUCAUCAACUGUCCCAGUCGAACGAGGAGAUUGAGGAUAUCAACGGCGACAAUUCGGUAGAGAAACGAGCCUGGAAGAACAUGAACGUGGCCUGGGGAAAGCGACGUCAGGCCCAGGGCUGGAACAAGUUCAGGGGUGCCUGGGGCAAGCGUGAGCCGACCUGGAACAAUCUGAAGGGCAUGUGGGGCAAGCGUGAUCAGUGGCAGAAGUUGCACGCGGGUUGGGGCAAGCGUUCCAUUUCCAAUUAAACUCGCUCGAUCUUUAUAGACAGUCUAGGCAAAUUACACGUAAUACCCAUGGAUUUACAUACAUAUGAUACGAUUAUAACUAGCAAACUAACUGUGUAUAACAAUAUAUACUAACAAACAAACUAACUUACUAAUAUUACGUGCAUUUUAGGUCAAUGUUCUUCAUAGAAUUCUCGUUCUAGUUGCCGUUCUCAAUGUCUAGUUCAAUGAAGUUGGGCUCAAUUCCGAAAAUGUAUGAAAGCGCUCGCCACAAAAAUGCAAAUCUUAAGAAAAAUCAAAAUUUUUUGUAAUUUGCACAUGUGUUUGUAUUUGUGUUUGUAUUUAUGUAUUUAUGGUAGCUGAAGUCAGUAUUAUAACGAAUUACCAACAAUAUAAUAUGCAUACAAUACAAAUACACGAAUGCAAUAAAAAUCUAGUAACAAACCUUAACUUAGUUAAUGGAACUGUGCAUAUUUUUUAAAUACGUAUACCUACUAUAACUUAACGAAAUGGCAAUUAUAUAAAUGCAAUUAUCAAAAUAAAUCAA
Drosophila innubila is the source of this 1460-nucleotide messenger RNA. RefSeq names its product allatostatins MIP (gene Mip). The transcript has 2 exons. The record is from RefSeq and is a predicted model, not a curated record. NCBI's taxonomy places the organism in Eukaryota, Metazoa, Arthropoda, Insecta, Diptera, Drosophilidae. The coding region runs from base 326 to 934 and encodes 202 amino acids.